Molecule: messenger RNA, 1286 nt
Organism: Emiliania huxleyi CCMP1516
Lineage: Eukaryota; Haptophyta; Isochrysidales; Noelaerhabdaceae
Exons: 6
Source: RefSeq, a predicted model, not a curated record
GCAGCCAAGGAGGCUGCGGCACAGCAGGCGGCGGCCGACAAGGCGGCGGCGGCGGAAGCCAAGGCGCGGGCGGCCGAGGAGGCCAAGGCAGCCAAGGAGGCGGCGGCGCAGAAGAAGGCGGCGGACGCCAAGGCGGCGGCGGCAGCCAAGGCGCAAGCGGCGGAGGAGGCUGCCGCCGCAAAGCAGCGGGCGACGGAGGAGGCGGCCGCUGCAAAGCAGCGUGCCGCUUCGGAGGCGGCGGCGAAGAAGGCGGCGGAGGCGGAGGAGCAGGCGGCAGUCAAGAGCAAGUUGGAGCAGUCCAAGGUGGCGGCCGCACAGAAGGCGGCGGCCGACAAGGCGGCGGCGGCGGAGGCAAAGGCGCGGGCGGCGGAGGAGGCUGCCGCCGCAAAGCAGCGGGCGACGGAGGAGGCGGCAGCGAAGAAGGCGGCGGAGGCGGAAGCGAAGGAGGCUGCCGCGGCCGAUGCCAAGGCGGCGAAGGAGGCUGCGGCACAGCAGGCGGCGGCCGACAAGGCGGCGGCGGCGGAGGCAAAAGCGCGGGCGGCGGAGGAGGCUGCCGCCGCAAAGCAGCGUGCGACGUCGGAGGCGGCGGCGAAGAAGGCGGCGGAGGCGGAGGCGAAGGAGGCUGCCGCUGCGGAGGCGGCUCGGCAGAGGGCAUCCGAGGCGUCGUCUCUCGCCGCCGAGGCGCGUCUCCACGGCCGAGUCGGCGGCGCAAGCCGAGCUGCGCGCGGCCAAGGAGCGCGCGGCGGCGGCGGAGGCGGAGGCGUCGCGCGAGGCGGCCGGCGUGGAGCGGGAGGCGAAGGAGCGCGUCGACGCGGCGUCGGGCACUCUCUCGGCCGCCAAGGCGACGUCGCGCGCGCUCGAGAAUGGGAUCAGCGAGCGGGAGACGGCGCGGGCGGCGACGCAGAAGGAGUACGACGGCACCUUCAUCCUCCGCUUCCAGAAGCGCGGCCAGCUCAAGGACGAGGUGAGCCGGCUCAAGAAGGAGAUCAAGGAGGAGGCCAAGAAGCUCGAGAAGGCGGACAAGGCGGUCGAGCAGGCGAGCACCGCCUUCGACAAGCAAAAGGCGUACGCGGACAAGCAGCAGCAGGUCGCGAGCAAGCUCCGCGCCGACGCGGCCGCCGCGGGCGAGAAGUCACUCGCCGCCGCGACGAAGAAGGCCGACUCGGCCGUGGCCGACGCCAAGAAGCAGGCGGCCGCGGCCGUCAAGGCGGCCGAGGGCAAGGCCAAGGCGCUUCUCAAGGAGGCGGACUCGCUGCAGGCCAAGGCCGACAAGCUGCGCUGACGUG